ACGUUGCGUCGUGCAUAAGAAUAGUCCUUAGGCUUGGUAUAUUGGCCAUAUACCACACCACCUCGGGCCUUAUUGCUUAAGUAACACUACAGUCUUUGUUUAUUGUCUAAUGUCCCAGUCAGUGUCAGAGAGCUGCAGGUAGAAUCCCCUGUCCUUCCAGCUGCAUGUGGCUGCAGUGCAUUAUGUUUUCCUAUCUCUCCUCUUCUCUCCGUUUCAUCCCUCUCUUCAUCCCUCUGUUUAUUAGGUGUUGCCUGUGGGCUCAGAUCAGGCUCAGGCUGGCCCCCCUCCUCCCUCAGACCACAUGGCACCCUUCCCAGGACCCUGUCUAACUCAGUCCCAGCAGCCUCUGGAAGACCUGGAUGCCCAGCUGAGGAGGGCCCUGAGCCCAGAGACGGUCUCUGUCAGCUGUGUCACCACACAGUCCUCCCUCACUGGGAUGCCUGCAGGUGGCCAGCCAGUGCCUUUCUCUCUGGAAGGGGAACCAAUCAUGUCGCCUAUUGCUGGAGGAUUCCAAAUGGGACGAUUCCAGGUCUCUGUGGCUGCAGACCAGGGUCCCCACAAAAUCGAGGGUGGGAGCCCCACAAAAUCCUCCUCCACCUCCUCUUCCUCCUCCUCUUCCUCCAGCCCGGAGAACACACUGCACAAUGUCUCCUCCCCUCUCCACGGAGGUAAGACUGGUGGGGGAGAUGUUGUGGACGGCCUGCCCUCCCUCCCCCACCGGACCGCCUCCCCUCAGCCCACCACCAUUGGCCGCUUCCAGGUCACCACCAACGCCCUGGAUGCCAGGGUGGGCCGCUUCUCAGUGAGCCGAGCCCAGGAUGAGGCAGCCGAGGCUGGGUUGGAGCAAACACCCGCUUCCCAGGCUAACGGGCCUAGUAUUGAUCCUGGCUCGGCCACCGUGCUCUUCAGCCCAGAGGACAAACAGAGCUCCCUGCCCAGCCUCAACAACUCCUACAUGAGCUCUGAUAACGACUCUGAGUUUGAGGACGAGGACUUGAAGAGGGAGGUCAACCGGUUACGGGAAAAGCACAUGAAGGAGAUCCAGGCCCUGCACACCAAGCAGAAGGAUGAGAUUGACUCCCUGUUCGCCAGGCUGGGCAAGGUGCCUCCAGCCGUGGUGGUCCCUCCAGCUGUAGCCCUGGCCGGUCGCAGGAGACGACCCACCAAAAGCAAGAGCAGCAAGUCCAGCCGCUGCAGCUCCUCCCAGGGCAGCAAGAGCCCCCUGCAACCAGGCAGCACUUUAUCUGCACAGAGCGCCCCCUCAGUGUACCCACCCUACCAGGCUCUCCUCCUGGCCCCUGGGGGCCUCCCCGACCCCAACCUCCACCCUGCCUCGGGGAGCCGACCCCGGCCCCUCAAGCAUCUCGGCCCCUCCAGUGAAAACCUGUGCUCUGCCUACACCAGCGAAGCUACGCUGUCCGUGCCCAGUCUCUGUGCCCCCACCCAAGGCUGUGUUACGUUCAGCUGUGGGUCGGAGAGAGUGACCAUCAAACCAGGUGGUGGCAGAAGGACCCGUUUUCUGAGUACGCCCUGCUUGGCUCUUUGGAAGAUGGUGAAAAAAGUCUGCCCCUGCAACCAACUCUGUAGGACCAGCAGCACCAACACAGUGAGUGGUCCAGGAGGCCAGGGUCCAGGAGACCAGGGUUCAGGGGGUCAGAACCAGGGCCAGCCUUCUCCCAACCCCCCUCAACAGGGCCGGAAGGGCACGUUCACCGACGACCUGCACAAGCUGGUUGACAACUGGGCCCGCGACGCCAUCAGUCUGUCCCAGGGCAAGAGUCGCUCCAAACAGCAACCCUCACAGGGACACAGCUACCAGGCGACCCCGUCCACCAACAAGGGCCGUAAGUUCUCCGCCCCGAGUCAGCUGUGCCCCAGCAACGCCUCUUCCACCCCCGCUACCUCUCUGGGGGGCCGCAAGGGCUCCUUGUGUCCCCCUCCCCAGUACGGCGGGGUCGGGGCAUGCUACCCCUCCUCCACUGCACCUUACAGCAGCGCCCAGUGGGUGGGAUCCACGGGGUCCACAGGGCCGGGACAGGGUCAGGCCGGUAUGUUAGCCUCCUCUCAGCCCCUGGUUGCCUCCUCCUCGCAGUACCCCUCCUCUGCCACAGGGGGGCAGGGCUCCCUGCAGGGCUUCCAUCACAUCAGCACUUUGCAGAAAUCCGUCAGCAACCCUGGAGGCCCCAACCUGAGGACCACGUAGUGGCCAUGAGGGGAUGUUAGCCAUGCCGGGCUGAGAGACUGACAGACUGAGGGAGAGAGACAUGAGGAGAGAAGGGUGUCUGUGUUACAAGGGGGAGAGGGGUGUCUGUGUUACAAGGGGGAGAGGGGUGUCUGUGUUACAAGCGACAUCAUGGUUGGUGGGACUGUAUUGAAUGUGAAUGAGCUGGCUGUGAAGAAGAGGAGGAGCAGGAGAGAGGAGAGUCAGCUGCUGUGUGUAAUGGUGCACCACUCUGCCCUCUUCUGUCUCCCUGAAGGAUAACAGGAGAGGGACACACUUCCCCUCCCCCCCCCCACCCCGAGGUCAACUGUGGGCCUUGGGGGUCGAAGAAAGACGCAAAACGCGACAAGGAAUAUCAAUGGACACGAGUGCAAUGUUAUGUGGCCAAAGAGGGUUAAUGUGACAAUUACUAUUGUAAAAUGUGUGUGUGUGUGUGGUGAUGGGCUUUGUUCCUUCACUGUGACUGGCUUUUACAUGUACUCUGUAGUAGAGACCAGAUCCUUGUACUGAUCUCAGAGAGGAGGGAUGGAGGAUAGUAACAGACCGGGGGGGGGGUGUACUUAUUGUUGGGGAGCUGCAGUACAUAGCUAACCCCCUUUCUCCUCUCACCUAUCUGAACCCCCCCUGCCUGUUCAGCUCCUCCUGUUGGUAACUGACCUCCAGAACAGAGCUUUAAGUGACCGUACAGUACUAUACAGCUCCUCCUGUUGGUAACUGACCUCCAGAACAGAGCUUUAAGUGACUGUACAGUACUAUACAGCUCCUCCUGUUGGUAAUUGACCUCCAGAACAGAGCUUUAAGUGACUGUACAGUACUAUACAGCUCCUCCUGUUGGUAACUGACCUCCAGAACAGAGCUUUAAGUGACUGUACAGUACUAUACAGCUCCUCCUGUUGGUAACUGACCUCCAGAACAGAGCUUUAAGUGACUGUACAGUACUAUACAGCUCCUCCUGUUGGUAACUGACCUCCAGAACAGAGCUUUAAGUGACUGUACAGUACUAUACAGCUCCUCCUGUUGGUAACUGACCUCCAGAACAGAGCUUUAAGUGACUGUACAGUACUAUACAGCUCCUCCUGUUGGUAACUGACCUCCAGAACAGAGCUUUAAGUGACUGUACAGUACUAUACAGCUCCUCCUGUUGGUAACUGACCUCCAGAACAGAGCUUUAAGUGACUGUACAGUACUAUACAGCUCCUCCUGUUGGUAACUGACCUCCAGAACAGAGCUUUAAGU
Oncorhynchus masou masou (cherry salmon) is the source of this 3457-nucleotide messenger RNA. Its product is annotated as serine/threonine-protein kinase WNK1-like. NCBI's taxonomy places the organism in Eukaryota, Metazoa, Chordata, Actinopteri, Salmoniformes, Salmonidae. The transcript has 11 exons. Bases 302 to 2203 code for a protein of 633 amino acids. The record is from RefSeq and is a predicted model, not a curated record.